AUGGUUUUCUCAAGCAUCGGACGCUCGCUUUCCCACUCGGCUCGUUCUAAAUUCAAAAGAAACGUGAUUUCGGGUACUUACAACGGAAGGACUACAUUUCUGCACGAAACGGUGCCACUCGGAAAUGCGUGCAUUUCAGGCGUUGAUUGCGAGCUAGGGCUUCUGAGGGGAUAUUUGACUUAUAAUGGAGCUGGGAAGCAGCUCGUCUCUAAUACUUACUUGUCGAAUUUUAAGUCUUUUCUCACAAACCCUAGAAUUCGUCGCUUCUUCUCCAGCCAAGGGCACGAGAAGAAAAAUUAUGAAAAUUAUUAUCCAAAAAAUAAGAAGGAAAUUCCAAAAGGGGAUGGGCAGAAAUCCGGGUCCAAAGGGGGCUCAAAUGCAGGUGAUCAGGGGAAUCCCCGGGAACUUUUUAUUCCUUGGCAUCAGAUUAUCGGUCCUAUUAUGUUCCUUGGCUUUGUUUUCACAUCAUUAUUACUUAAUCCUCAACAAGCGAAGGAGAUAAGUUUCCAAGAAUUUAAAAACAAGCUACUUGAACCUGGGUUGGUAGAUCACAUUGAAGUUGCAAACAAAUCAGUUGCGAAAGUGUAUGUAAGGAGCUCCCCACAUGAUAAGAAACAGAGUGGCGAUGAUGCUGUAAAGGGACCUGCUGAUGGUUCUUCCUCAGCAGGAAAUACAACCCAGUAUAAAUAUUAUUUUAACAUAGGGAGUGUUGAAUCUUUUGAGGAAAAGUUGGAGGAAGCCCAAGAAGCUUUAGGGUUUGACCGUCAUGAUUUUGUUCCUGUAAUUUAUGUAUCCCAAAUAAAUUGGUUCCAAGAGUUGAUGAGGUAUGGGCCAACGGCGUUGCUUCUGGGAGCCCUUUGGUUUAUGAGCCGAAAAAUGCCUAGCAUUGGUGGUCCAGGUGGAAAAGGUGGCCGAGGAAUAUUCAAUAUAGGGAAAGCGCAGAUCACAAAAUUGGAUAAGAAUGCCAAAAACAAGGUUUUUUUUAAAGAUGUAGCUGGCUGUGAUGAGGCUAAGCAAGAAAUAAUGGAGUUUGUGCACUUUCUAAAGAACCCUAAGAAAUAUGAGGAGUUGGGAGCAAAAAUUCCAAAAGGUGCUCUUCUUGUUGGCCCUCCUGGAACAGGAAAGACGCUUCUUGCAAAGGCAACUGCAGGUGAAUCUAGGGUGCCUUUUCUAUCUAUAUCUGGUUCAGAUUUUAUGGAAAUGUUUGUUGGUGUUGGGCCAUCAAGGGUUCGAAGCUUAUUUCAAGAGGCAAGACAGUGCGCACCCAGUAUAAUAUUUAUUGAUGAGAUUGAUGCAAUUGGCCGAGCUAGAGGGCGUGGAGGCUUUUCAGGUGGCCAUGACGAGCGUGAAAGUACUCUCAAUCAAUUGCUUGUGGAAAUGGAUGGAUUUGGAACCACUGCUGGAGUUGUUGUACUUGCUGGCACCAAUAGGCCAGAUAUUCUAGAUAAAGCACUCUUGAGGCCUGGUCGGUUUGACCGUCAAAUUACUAUUGAUAAACCAGACAUCAAAGGUCGUAACCAGAUUUUUCAAAUAUAUCUGAACAAGCUCAAGUUGGAUUUGGAACCAUCAUAUUACUCAGAGAGACUUGCUGCUCUCACUCCUGGAUUUGCUGGAGCAGACAUAGCAAAUGUCUGCAACGAAGCUGCCUUGAUUGCUGCAAGGAAUGAGAGCCCAAAGAUCACCAUGAAACAUUUUGAGGCAGCUAUAGACAGGGUGAUAGGUGGUCUAGAGAAGAAGAACAAGGUAGUAAGCAAGCUGGAAAGACGGACUGUUGCUUACCAUGAAUCCGGUCAUGCUGUUGCUGGUUGGUUCCUGGAACAUGCAGAACCUUUGCUUAAAGUAACUAUUGUUCCGCGUGGUACUGCAGCAUUGGGGUUUGCUCAGUAUGUUCCCAAUGAAAAUCUUCUUAUGACCAAAGAGCAGCUUUUUGACAUGACAUGCAUGACCCUUGGUGGUCGAGCUGCUGAGCAGGUAUUGUUGGGGAAGAUUUCUACUGGAGCACAGAAUGACUUGGAGAAAGUGACCAAAAUGACUUAUGCUCAAGUUGCAGUGUAUGGCUUCAGCGACAAGGUGGGUCUUCUUUCUUUUCCUCAAAGGGAUGAUGCAUUUGAGAUGGCCAAGCCCUACAGCAGCAAGACCGGUGCAAUAAUUGACAGUGAAGUUAGAGAAUGGGUGGCCAAAGCAUAUGUUCGCACCAUUGAGCUGAUAGAGAAGCACAAAGAGCAAGUAGGACAGAUCGCAGAGCUGUUGCUGGAAAAGGAGGUCCUUCACCAAGAUGACUUGGUUCGAGUAUUGGGAGAGCGCCCAUUUAAGUCAAACGAGCCCACAAACUAUGACAGAUUCAAGGAAGGGUUCCAAGAAGAAGAUAAGGAGCCUAAAGAGACCACUGAGGGUGGGAAUGUGGAUGAUGGUCGGUCGCCACCCAUUCAACCAGAUGUUGUGCCUGCAUAG
This is a messenger RNA of Prunus armeniaca (apricot), 2451 nucleotides long. Lineage: Eukaryota; Viridiplantae; Streptophyta; Magnoliopsida; Rosales; Rosaceae. The record is from the annotation of a GenBank genome assembly.